CAUAUUCUUCCUCAUACAACCAAGACCCAAGCAUGCUCUCCAUUCAUCUUUCCUCCACACCAGGCGUUUUGGGUCAGAGAUGGCAUGCUUCUUGUUGCUAAAGGCUGUGACACACACAGACGUCCUUGCAGCAGUCCACAGGAAAAGCAUCAUGGAGGUCUGCAUAUUCUUCCAUUACGCUAUGAUACUUGUCCCAGGUGUUGCUGCCAGUGUCCAUCAAGUGAAAUCAUUUCUCAAUCACACUGCAUAUCUAUCCUGCUGUUUUCCAAACCCUCAGAAAAUUGACGUAAGGGAUUUAAGAGUUUUUUGGCAAAAAGGCACUGAAGUGGUGCAUGAAAUAUAUUACGGUCAGGAAAAAUAUGAUAACCUUAGUCCUAAAUAUAUAAAUCGCACCAAGAUGGAUAUGGACAAAUGGACCUUGCAACUGUUAUAUGCAGAAAUUUUGGAUGAGGGACGGUAUAAAUGUAUUAUACAGCACAGCAACAAAGGAUCACCAAAGGUCAUACACACAUCUGAGUGCUUACUGCACAUCAUUGCCAACUAUAGUCAACCUGAGAUAGCACAGCUACACACCAGGGAACUAAAACCCAAUGAAUACUUGCAUCUUUCCUGUUCUUCCAGCGGAGGUUAUCCAGAGCCCAAGGAGAUGACUUGGCUAAUUUCACAUGAAAACACAACAGACAGGCUUACGUAUCACAUGAAUGUCUCGCAGGAUGCUGUAACAAGGCUGUACAAUGUUACUAGCAAGCUGGAUAUCCCAGUUCCUACAAAUGCUCUCACUAAUAUAAGCUGCUUGCUUCACCUUGGAGAGCAGCUGGGGAGCCUUGUUUCAGUGCCACUAAGUAUAGAAAUAGAGAUAAAAGACAUGGAACAAGUGAAGAUUGAUUUCUUUGGUUCACUUAUAGCUGUGAUUAUACUGAUCACACUUCUUCUGGGUUUUGUGAUACUGAAGAAGAACAGAAAUAUAUCAUCUACCAGCCAGAGUGUCAGUCUAGCAGUAUAG
Calypte anna (Anna's hummingbird) is the source of this 1003-nucleotide messenger RNA. RefSeq names its product CD86 molecule (gene CD86). The record is from RefSeq and is a predicted model, not a curated record. Lineage: Eukaryota; Metazoa; Chordata; Aves; Apodiformes; Trochilidae. Gene Ontology annotation, cellular component: external side of plasma membrane. The transcript has 7 exons. The coding region runs from base 80 to 1003 and encodes 307 amino acids. Gene Ontology annotation, biological process: T cell costimulation; immune response; cellular response to lipopolysaccharide.